CAGUGCAGCAGCCAUGCCUGGAGUGUAGUUCCGGCUUUGCAUUUCGCUUUAAAACAUCUUCGUCUCGUAAUGUUCCAUGAUUAUUUCAUAGCGUGGUGAAUGUACAGGUCACAACUUGUCCACGAGAGCGUUUUGGAGUUGUUGGAUCGUGUAUUUGAUGAGUCUGAUGAGGGAAAACCGGAAUACCGUCUGCUUACAUUGAGUUGGCAUAGCAGGUCCGAGCUCGGCAGCGGCAGAUGUAAAAACAGCUUGCACCAACAAAUGAAGGAUGACUCCAACUCCUCCGGCACUUCAUGCUCCCCUGCAUGUGAUCUCCCGAAAGAGUUUGACGCCAUCAAGGAAAAACUUGUCUCUUUGGAGACCAGGCUGAACGACAUGGAAACCAUGAAGAGACAAGCUGAAAAUGCAAAGGUGAUCUUCAGUGCUGCAACAGGAGGAGGAGGCUCACGCAUCGGACCUUUCAGCGAAGCAUCCAUCUUGGUCUACAGAACCGUCUUCACAAACAUCGGUGACGCCUACAACGAAACCUCAGGUGUUUUCACCGCUCCUGUCGCAGGUGUUUAUUAUUUCAGCUUCUCUUACCAUGCUGGAGGAGCACAUGGAACACGUCUGGCUCUCCUCAAGAACUCCAGGACGAUCAUCAUGAGCGGUGAUCAACAAUCACAAGCUGACAAAACUGGUAAUGGAGGGAACACGGUGUUUCUGCAGCUGCAGCAGGGAGACCAGGUCCACAUGCAGAUGGCUGCAGACACUCAAGUUUGGGGAUCUGACUACCACACCACUUUCAGUGCGUUUUUGGUCUCUCAAAUGUAAGACUGGUCACUGAAUUUACUUCACCACUAUGUUUCAAAAUAAAUGAAAAUCAGUGCCAUUACUUACACCUA
Molecule: messenger RNA, 884 nt
Organism: Cheilinus undulatus (humphead wrasse)
Lineage: Eukaryota; Metazoa; Chordata; Actinopteri; Labriformes; Labridae
Product: complement C1q-like protein 4
Exons: 4
Coding region: 100-813 (237 amino acids)
Molecular function (GO): protein binding
Source: RefSeq, a predicted model, not a curated record